Molecule: messenger RNA, 4287 nt
Organism: Protobothrops mucrosquamatus (brown spotted pit viper)
Lineage: Eukaryota; Metazoa; Chordata; Lepidosauria; Squamata; Viperidae
Product: zinc finger protein 665-like
Exons: 4
Coding region: 34-4188 (1384 amino acids)
Biological process (GO): regulation of transcription by RNA polymerase II
Molecular function (GO): RNA polymerase II cis-regulatory region sequence-specific DNA binding; DNA-binding transcription factor activity, RNA polymerase II-specific
Source: RefSeq, a predicted model, not a curated record
GACUGCAGAUCACAACUGAUUACGCCCGAAGGGAUGCACACCGGAGAGAAACCGAAUGAAUGUUCUGAGUGUGGAAAGCUAUUUUGCUACGUCUCCCAUCCUUUUGAGGAUAAUAGGACCCACAACGAGGGGAAUCCAUACCAGUGCUCUGAAUGUGAUAAGAGUUUUCACAAGAACACACCCCUAAUGAUACACCAUAAGACACACACAGGAGGAAAACCAUAUGAGUGUAUGGAUUGUGGGAAGCAUUUUACUUACAAUUCCCACCUGGUGAAACACCAGAGGACUCACACCGGGGAGAAACCUUAUGAGUGUCCAGAUUGUGGGAAAAGGUUCCGUACUAAUUCACACCUGGUGGCGCACAAGAGGACUCACACAGGGGAGAAACCAUAUCAGUGUCUGGAUUGUGGGAAAAGUUUCAGUCGGAAUUCCCAACUAGUAAUCCACCGGAGGACACACACAGGAGAGAAUCUAUAUGAGUGUCUGGACUGUGGGAAAAAUUUCAGUCAGAAUUCCCAUCUGGUGGUACACCAGAGGACUCACACAGGAGAGAAACCGUAUGAAUGUCCAUAUUGUGGGAAACGUUUCAGUUACAGUUCCAACCUGGCAGCACACCAGAGGAUUCACACCGGAGAGAAAUCGAAUGAAUGUCCGGAUUGUGGGAAAAGUUUCAGUCGGAAUUCCUACCUCGUGAUACACCACAGGACUCAUACUGGGGAGAAACCGUAUGAGUGUCCAGAUUGUCAAAAAAGUUUUAUUCACAGUUCUGAACUGGUGAGACACCAGAGGACGCACACGGGAGAGAAACCAUAUGAAUGUCCAGACUGCGGGAAAACUUUCAGUCAGAGUUCCAGCCUGGUGUCACACAAGAGAACUCACACUGGGGAAAAACCGUUUGAGUGUCCAGAUUGUGGGAAAACUUUCAGUCAGAGUUGUUACUUGGUUAUACAUGAAAGGACUCACACAGGGGAGAAACCAUAUGAGUGUCUAUAUUGUGGGAAAAGUUUCAUUCGGAAUUACUCCUUAGUGAUACACCAAAGGACUCACACGGGGGAGAAACCGUACGAGUGUAUUGAUUGUGGGAAAAGUUUCCGUCUUAAUUCCCACCUGGUUGUCCACCAGAGGACUCAUUCUGAGAAGAAACCAUUUGAGUGUCAGGAUUGUGGGGAAAGUUUCACUCAGAAUUGCCUUUUGGUAUACCACCAAAGGCGACACACAGGAGAGAAACCUUAUGAGUGUCCAGAUUGUGGGAAAAGUUUCAGUAACAAUUCCCACCUGGUGGUGCACCAGAGUAUUCACACAGGAGAGAAACCGUAUGAGUGCCAGGAUUGUGGGAAAACUUUUAGUCGUAAUUCUCACCUGCUGAUACAUCAGAGGUCUCACACAGGAGAGAAACCGUAUGAGUGUCAGGAGUGUGGGAAAACUUUCAGUCGGAAUUCCCACAUGGUGAUACACCAAAGGACUCACACGGGAGAGAAACCGUACGAGUGUCCUGAUUGCGGGAAAGGUUUCGCCACUAAGUCUAAACUUGUAAUUCACGUAGCUUUACACAUUGGGGAGAAACCUUUCAAAUGCCCAGAGUGCGGACGGUGCUUCACACAAAAUUCCUCCCUUACUGCACACAAGAAAAUCCACACAGGGGAGAAACCAUAUGAGUGUCUGGAUUGUGGGAAAAGAUUCAGUCAGAAUUCCCAUCUGGUGAGCCACCACAAGACUCAUACUGGGGAGAAACCAUAUGAGUGUCCAGAUUGUGGGAAAAGUUUCAGUCACAAUUCUGACUUGGUGGUACAUCAGAGGACACACACAGGAGAGAAACCGUAUGAGUGUACGGACUGUGGCAAAGGUUUCAGUCACAGUUCCAACCUGGUGAUACAUAAGAGGACUCAUACUGGGGAGAAACCAUAUGAAUGUCUGGAUUGUGGGAAAAGUUUCAGUCAGAAUUAUGCCCUGGUGAUACACAAGAGGACUCAUACUGGGGAAAAACCAUAUGAAUGUUUGGAUUGUGGGAAAAGUUUCAGUCAGAAUUCCCACCUGGUGAUACACCAGAGGACUCACACUGGGGAGAAACCGUAUGAGUGUCCAGAUUGUGGAAAAAGUUUCAGUCACAAUUCUGAUCUUGUGGUACAUCAGAGGACACAUACUGGAGAGAAACCAUACAAGUGUCCCAACUGUGAAAAAACGUUCAGUCACAGUUCAAACCUGGUGAUACACAAGAGGACUCACACUGGGGAGAAACUGUAUGAAUGUCUUGAUUGUGGGAAAAGUUUCAAUCACAAUUCUGAUCUGGUAUUACAUCAGAAAACACAUAUAGGACAGAAACCAUGUGAGAGUCAGGAGUGUGGUAAAACUUUCAGUCAGAAUUGCCACUUGGAGAGCCACCUGAUGUCUCACACUGAGGAAAAAACAUAUGAGAGUCCGGAUUGUGGGGAAAGAUUCAGUCAGAAUUCUGAUGUUGUGAUAUACCAGAAGAUUCACACUGAAGAGAAACUGUACAAGUGUCCAGAUUGUGGGAAAUGUUUCACUCAGGAUUCCCACCUGGUGACACAUCAGAGGUCUCACACUCAGAAGGCACCAUAUAAAUGUACACAUUGCGAUAAACACUUCAUUCAGAAUUCCAACCUGGUUGUACAUCAAAGGACACACACAAGACAGAAACUGUAUGAGUGUCAGGAGUGUGGCAAAACCUUCAGUCACAAUUGCCACCUGGUGAUACACCAGAGGACUCACACUGGGGAGAAACCGUUUGAGUGUCCAGAUUGUGGGAAAAGUUUCAGUCGUAAUUCCCACCUGGUGAUACACCAGAGAACACACACAGGAGAGAAACCAUAUGAGUGUCCAAAUUGUGGGGAAAGUUUCAGACAGUAUUAUGAUCUGGUAAUACACCAGAGGACUCACACUGGGGAAAAACCAUAUGAGUGUCUGGAUUGUGGGAAAUGUUUCCGUCGGAAUUCUCACUUGGUGAUACACCACAGGACUCACACAGGGGAGAAACCAUACAAGUGUCUGGAAUGUGGGAAAAACUUUAGUCGAAAUUCUGAGCUGGUUAUACAUCAAAGGAUUCACACAGGGGAGAAACCGUAUGAAUGUCUGGAUUGUGGGAAAAGUUUCAGUCAAAAUUAUACCCUGGUGAUACACCAGAGGACUCACACUGGGGAGAAACCAUAUGAGUGUCCUAAUUGUGGGAAAACUUUCAGUCGGAAUUCUGAGUUGGUGAUACAUCAUAGGACUCACACAGGGGAGAAACCAUAUGAAUGUCCGGAUUGUGGGAAAAGUUUUAGUACUAGGUCUAAACUUAUAAAUCAUCAAAGGACUCACACUGGACAAAAGCCCACCCAGUGCCGCCAAUGUGGCAAAAGCUUUAGGAACCAGGCCACCCUAGCAAUACACAAGAGGAUGCACACAGGAGAGAAACCAUAUGAGUGUCCCGAUUGUGGGAAAAGGUUUGGUCAGAAUUCCCACCUAGCGAACCACCAGAGAACUCAUAUUGGGGAGAAACCAGAGUGUCUGGAAUGUGGGAAACACUUCAGACACCGUUCUGACUUGGUGGUACACCAGAGGACUCACACUGGGGAGAAACCGUAUGAGUGUCCAGAUUGUGGGAAAAGUUUCAGUCAUAAUUCCGAUCUGGUUAUACACCAGAGGACUCACACUGGGGAAAAACCAUAUGAGUGUCUAGAUUGUGGGAAAAGUUUCAUCCGGAAUUAUGCCCUGGUGAUGCACCAGAGAAUUCAUACAGGGGAGAAACCAUAUGAGUGUUCAGAUUGUGGGAGAAGUUUCAGUCGGAAUUCCGGCCUGCUAAUACACCAAAGGACACACACAGGGGAGAAACCGUAUGAGUGUUCAGAUUGUGGGAAAAGUUUCAGCCAGAAUUCCCACCUGGUGAAACACCAGAGGACACACACUGGGGAGAAACCUUACGAAUGUUCAGAUUGUGGGAAAAGUUUCAGUCAGAAUCAUGUGCUGGUGAUGCACCAGAGGACUCACACAGGAGAGAAACCAUAUGAGUGUCCGGAUUGUGGGAAAGGUUUCAGUACUAGGACUAACCUUAUUAAUCACGUAGGUUUACACACAGGGGAGAAACCUUUCAAAUGCCCCGAGUGUGGACGGUGCUUCACGCAAAAUUCCUCCCUUAUUACACACAAGAAAAUGCACAUGAGGCAGAAGGUGAUGGUUGCAGAAAAGGCUUGAAUUUCUUGUCUGACCUACUUUUGGAAAUGCAGCUGAGAAACUACUUAAUUUUGGGCCUGAUUCACUUUAGUCAAAUAUGUCUUAAUAUGAAUCAUGAGA